CGACUGCCUCCAACAAGUCACUCCAGCUCAAGCAAGCUACUCCAAUUGCGACCAAGAUGAUGAUCAGCAAGACGAUCUAUGCAUUGUGUGCGGCAGCUGUGGCGUUCUCUGGUGGUACAGUGGAUGCGACGACGGAGGCGGCGGAGACGUUUGGCUGGCUAUUGCCGAAGAGCCAGAACACUGACGGUGGCUACGGAGGUACUAGUGUCGGCACAGACGGAUAUGAAGGCGCGUCCGCGGGGAUAAGUGGAUAUGGCGGACUGUCUUUUCUAAUGGCACUUGGCGGUCUCAAGGCUGGUGCUGGUGGCUACGGCGCUACGGGCGUGGAUCUCAACGCAAAUGCUGGUCUCGGUGCACUUGGUUACGGCAAUGCCAACGCCGGCGCCGGCCUCAAUGCUGGUGCCGGUCUCAACGUUGGUGCUGGCCUCAACGCUGGUGCGGGUCUUAACGCCAAUGCAGGAUUGAAAGCGAACGCCGGACUCAGCGCUGGUGCCGGACUCAACGCUGGUGCCGGACUCAACGCUGGUGCCGGACUCAACGCUGGUGCCGGCCUCAAUGCUGGUGCUGGUCUCAAUGCUGGUGCCGGUCUCAACGUUGGUGCUGGCCUCAACGCCGGUGCGGGUCUUAACGCCAAUGCAGGAUUGAAAGCGAACGCCGGACUCAGCGCUGGUGCUGGACUCAAUGCUGGUGCCGGUCUCAAGGCUGGCGCCGGCCUCAAUGCUGGUGCAGGUCUCAACGUUGGUUCUGGUCUCAAUGCUGGUGCCGGUCUCAACGUUGGUGCUGGCCUCUACGCCGGUGCGGGUCUUAACGCCAAUGCAGGAUUGAAAGCGAACGCCGGACUCAGCGCUGGUGCUGGACUCAAUGCUGGUGCCGGUCUCAAGGCUGGCGCCGGCCUCAAGGCUGGUGCUGGUCUCAAUGCUGGUGCCGGACUCAACGUUGGUGCUGGCCUCAACGCCGGUGCGGGUCUUAACGCCAAUGCAGGAUUGAAAGCGAACGCCGGACUCAGCGCUGGUGCUGGACUCAAUGCUGGUGCCGGUCUCAAGGCUGGCGCCGGCCUCAAUGCUCGUGCCGGUCUCAAGGUUGGUGCUGGUCUCAAUGCUGGUGCCGGACUCAGUGCUGGUGCCGGUCUCAACGCUGGUGCUAGUUUGAAAACUGGUGCCGGCUCAAGUGUGAAGAAGGGCACCAACACGGACAGCUACUCGAAGGGAACGAGUGCCAUCGCUUCGUUAGCCCCAGAGAAGCCAGCUAACCAAGCUUCUCAGAUGGCUACUCAGACGUUCACGAAGCCCAGCACCUACCGCCACCUGCGCGCGUAAACUCGGAAUGAGGUUCAUCCUUUCCAAGUCAGAAGAACGUCAUCCAUUACACUCGUCCGAUGUGUCGAGACAUUUACCGCUCCGUGCGAUACCAGUCCAAUGAAUGCUUUGUAGUAGUCGUCAUUUACGAUUUUGAAUGCUUUGUGAGUUCAUGACGCCUUUUGUACGA
This is a messenger RNA of Phytophthora infestans T30-4, 1485 nucleotides long. RefSeq lists its product as uncharacterized. The record is from RefSeq and is a predicted model, not a curated record. The transcript has a single exon. NCBI's taxonomy places the organism in Eukaryota, Oomycota, Peronosporomycetes, Peronosporales, Peronosporaceae. The coding region runs from base 57 to 1316 and encodes 419 amino acids.